UCGAUAUUGAUUGGCCAUUCCUAAUAUAUCGAUACGAUAGACUGUCUGUCGCAUUGAGUUACAUUUUCAUUUAAAUUUGAUUUGCAUUAAUUCUGCACUUAGAAGUUGCAAAGGUGAACCGCUGUAGUUGCCCCAUUGGCCAUGCCGGACGACACACAAGAUGCCAAAGCCCAGAAGCUGGCAGCAGCGCGUAAAAAGCUGAAAGAGUACCAGCAGCGCAACAACAACAACAUUGAGGAAAACAUUGGUACCAACACAAAUUCGUCAGCAGUAAGCAUUGCCAGUAAUUUAUCUGAACGCUCCGACUGCGAAUUAAGCUCAAGUAAUGGCGUCAGCAGCGGUGCGCCGCAGUCGCAGCAAACGCUGGAUCAGACAAUCGCAGCGCCCUCGGCAGCAGCAUAUUUUUCCCAGCAGGCAAUGCCAACGAUAGAGCCAGAACCAGAAACGAAAUCCAUUUGGCCUCUCAAUGGACAAGACGAUACUAAUUUGCAAGCCAUUCAGGUGUUAAUUGCAGAAAAGGCUCAAUUGAAUACAGAGUUAACGAAGAGCCGGCAUUUGUGCCGUGAGCGGGAAUUGGAGCUUGAGGAGCUACGCACAGAGCAUGGUCAGACCAUGGAGCGACUAGAGCAAAUACAGCAACAUUGUCAGGAACAACAACGUAGCACUGGACAGCAACGCAAUCAAAACGCCGAACUACAACACAAAUUAGCAGUGGCAAGUGCUCAGAUUGAAGACCAGCAAGCGCAUCUCAGUGAGCUUGAGGCUCAGGUGCAACAGCUCAAAACGCAGCAGGAAGAGCUGCAACAGCAACACGCCGAAAAAUGCAAUGAACUUGAUAUGGCUCAAUUGCGCAUUCGUCAGCUAUCGGACGAGUCGAACGUGAAUGCGGACAACCGCGUAGAGACCCUCACCCAAACACAGUAUAUGUAUGAGCAGCAAAUCCGCGAUCUACAGCAAAUGGUGACGCAGCUCACGCAGGACAAGGAACAAGCAGCAAUUCAGUAUCAGAACUAUGUAGCUAGCCUGAAGGAACGCAAUGUCGAACUGACCGAGGAGAGUGCCGAGCUCAAAGAGCGUGAACGCCAGCUCGUCGAACAUGUUAGCUGCCUCGAGCGUGAUAUACAAAAGAAUUUGGCUCUGCAAGCUCAAUACAAGGAAGCGGCCAAGAAGGAGGAGCAACCAGCGCCAGUACAAACAGAGACUGCAUCAAGUGUAGAGCUGGCAGCGCUGAAGGAAAAAAUUGGAGAUUUAGAAUUUGAACGACACGAGUUCCAGUUGAAGAUCAAAUCACAGGAUGAUCAAUUGCAACUGAAAGAGAGCAAACUUGCCGAGUUGGAGCAGGAAUUGGUUCGACUGCAAACAGAACAGCCGGAUCAGGUGAAGCUAUUGGCAACGAUGGAAUCCGAUAAAGUGGCAGCAUCGCGAGCGCUGAGCCAAAAUAUGGAUAUGAAACAGCAAUUAGAUGAGUUGCAGCAACGAUUUGUGCAGCUGACCAAUGAUAAAUUGGAGUUGGUCAAUAAGCUGGACGCCGAGGAGUUUGCCAAUCGUGAGAUACGCCUCAACUAUGCCAGUAUGGAGCAAAAGCUACAAACAAACGAAGAGCGUUUUAAAUUCAAGGACGAAGAAAUGAUACGACUCUCACACGAGAAUGUUGAGCUGCAGCGCACGCAGCUGAUGCUGCAACAGCAGUUGGAUCGACUGCGGCACUAUGAAGCCAAGGUUUAUCAUAGUCACGACCUGAGCGAAAUGUCCUCAGCUGAAACUGAUACAGCAGAAGGCGCUGUGGAGGUGAAUGAGCAUGAUGAUCAUGAGCACAAGCACAAUGAGGAGCAUCAUCAUCAUCAUCAUGAGCAUAAGCAUGAUGACGAUCAUCAUCAUCAUCACGAGCAUAAGCACAAUAACGACCAUCAUCAUCAUCAAGAACAUUCCCACGGCGAUCAUUUGUCAACUUGUGAAACACCUUUGCUGCCCACGGCCGAGGCUGUGGAAAAGCUGCAAUCGCGCUUUACUACGCUCAUCAGCAAAGUUGCCGAUUUGACCGAGGAAAAGCAGAGUCUGGAGCAUCUGGUGUUGCAGCUGCAAAGCGAGACAGAAACCAUUGGCGAAUACAUUGCUCUCUAUCAGACACAACGGCGCAUGCUGAAGCAACGCGAAUACGAGAAAGCCACGCAGAUGCGUUUGCUCAAAGCAGAACGUGAGCAGUUGCGUGAAAAGAUCGAUGCCCUCAACAAGCUGGUGGGUAGCCUGGGCCUAGCCGUGGAUCUUCCAACCGAAACGGCAGCCGACAAAAUUGCAGCAAGCAGCGAGGAGCAGCAGCAACAAUUGCCUUCAGGUGAUAACGUAACAGAGAACGAAAAUUCUCAACAGAUUUUACAUAAAAUACAAGAUAUUAUUACGGAAAUCAAGGUUAACACCGAACAGUCACCCAACGCGUCACUAACCAGCACAGGCCAGCCUGGCCAUGCCGUGGAUCAUCUCAACUGCUGCCUGGGCAAGUUUGAGGUUGUCUGAGCCCAACCAAAUGAAACUGCAAAUGUUAACAUAUUGUAUUCAAAGUGCAAUUAAUUGUUAAGCGUAAUCGCGUUUUCGCUUUGACCAGCCUCUGUAUAGGCUAUACACUUUUUUGUAUAUGUUUCAAGAAUAACGUUUAAUCAAAAAAAC
Drosophila hydei is the source of this 2661-nucleotide messenger RNA. Its product is annotated as golgin subfamily A member 2. The transcript is spliced from 4 exons. The coding region runs from base 142 to 2511 and encodes 789 amino acids. Gene Ontology annotation, biological process: Golgi organization. Gene Ontology annotation, cellular component: Golgi cisterna membrane; Golgi apparatus; Golgi cis cisterna. The record is from RefSeq and is a predicted model, not a curated record. NCBI's taxonomy places the organism in Eukaryota, Metazoa, Arthropoda, Insecta, Diptera, Drosophilidae.